AUGCUUGCUCAUCGCCUAUUUCGACACGACAGACUCCGACAAGAAACAAUUGAAGCAAAACUCAUGGCUUAUAGAUCACCCAAUCAUCCAAUAACUACUUUAAUAAAUGUGGCUUCUGAUUCGCCUGUUCCAUUGUUGAAUAAUCCAACCACAGAUGACACAAAUGGAUGGCGCGCCCACAUUGCUAUAGUGCUAGCUAAUCUUCAAACACAAAAUGCAAUGAAUGCAGUAUAUCAAUUAGGAUUGUCAUUGGCACAAAAAGAAUUUAAUGCUGCUGCUGAUUUUUGUUUUUUGUCUGUUAAUUUAUUGACGGGUUAUAAUUGUUUUCAACCACCAAAUGAUAGUGAAUUAGAUGACCAUCCAAAAUAUCGCAAGCAUAUUAGCCUUUUAAAUGCUUCAAUACCCGAUGAUUCUUUAAAUUCUUGUAUUACACGUUUUGGUUGGUCUGUAUUUGAUUAUCAAGCAACAGAAAUUUAUGAAUAUGCAUUGAGAUUAGGCAAUGGAAAUGCAACUACAGCUCUUUCACAGUCUGAUGAUUUUAUUCAAACAAAAAGGCAAUAUGUUCAAUUACUUGGAGAACUUGGUGGAUUUGAUCAUUCAAUUGAACUUUAUAAUUUAAAUGAGGGCAAAGGUUUUUAA
Molecule: messenger RNA, 639 nt
Organism: Meloidogyne enterolobii
Lineage: Eukaryota; Metazoa; Nematoda; Chromadorea; Rhabditida; Meloidogynidae
Source: the annotation of a GenBank genome assembly